UGAGAGGCAGCAAGUAGUGGGAGCCGGAGGUUGGGUGAGGGUUGAAGACAGGGUAUUUUGGGUAAUUGUGCGGAGAGAAAGGAACAUAAAAUUCUAAAACUCGGAGGGGUGUACAUUGUAAAGACAACAUACAUAGAGAUUAACUUCCUUCCUUGCGUCUUUCAUCAUUUGGGAUUUUUUGUAUUUGGGGAGUAAUCAGAUGAUGAAGAGUGUACGUGGGUAUUUUAAUCAUCAGUUUAAUAAAUUCGGAUGACCAUAUUAUCGUCGGGCCGCUGUAAUAGAAUGGAUUUACGGGGUCUCCGUGAAAAACCAAUGUUUCCGAAGGAGGAAAAAAAGGUGCGUGUUCAAUUUAGAAGCUCCGGUCAGUCACCAGCAGUAGAGAAAUGACUACUACGGCUCUUUGGAGACCAUCGGCCAUACCCAUAUUCUCUCUUACUACUAUUUUACCUCUAAAUCGAAAACCCAAUUCCCCAGCAGCAUUAUCUACGAAAAUGGCCCUCAAUAUUAACGCCAACAACAUCAACAGCAGCAGCAGCAGCAAGGGGAACGAGAUCAGAUCCCACCUUAAUACCAAUAAUCCUAGCAAUGGGAAGAGUCAGAGAAAGCUACCGGUUUUUCUGUUCGACGUCAUGGACACGAUCGUUCGCGACCCUUUUUAUCACGAUGUUCCUGCUUUCUUCGGAAUGUCAAUGAAGGAAUUAAUUGAAUGCAAGCAUCCAACAGCAUGGAUUGAAUUUGAAAGAGGGUUGAUAAAUGAGACAGAGCUUGCUGGGAAAUUUUUUAAAGACGGAAGGCUUUUUGAUUUGGAAGGGCUUAAAAGUUGCAUGAUAAGAGGAUACUCUUACAUAGAAGGAGUUGAAGAAUUACUUCAUGCUUUAAAGCAAAGCCACUACGAGAUGCAUGCUUUCACAAAUUAUCCGAUCUGGUAUGAAUUGAUUGAGGAGAAGUUGAAACUCUCAACCUAUCUAUCUUGGUCCUUCUGUUCAUGCAUAACUGGUAAAAGGAAGCCCGAUCCCGACUUUUAUUUAGAAGUUCUGAGGCAUCUUAAUGUUGAGCCAGCAAGCUGUGUCUUCAUUGAUGACAGGAUGGCAAAUGUUGAGGCUGCAACUGAUGCUGGAAUCGUCGGUAUACAUUUCAAGGGUGCAACUUCAUUGCGUCAGGAUCUCACUCUCCUAGGCCUUGAUUUUUCAGUAAACAAAGAUGAUGAAGAUCCAGCAGAGCAUAAAGCAGAAUACUUCCCUUGAGUUCUGUUAGCUCUCACACAGUACCUGAUCGUAGAUUUUACAUAUUUUAAUGUUUACCUUUAUUUCGUAUAUAGCGGAUUCAAUUUUGAGUUGGUAUGGAAAUAAUUUAUGACCUGUUUGUACCAACACCUUUUAAUCUCUAAUGACUCUUACAUUACAGAGAUUUCCUUUA
Rhododendron vialii is the source of this 1416-nucleotide messenger RNA. Its product is annotated as flavin mononucleotide hydrolase 1, chloroplatic. The transcript is spliced from 7 exons. The record is from RefSeq and is a predicted model, not a curated record. The coding region runs from base 384 to 1244 and encodes 286 amino acids. NCBI's taxonomy places the organism in Eukaryota, Viridiplantae, Streptophyta, Magnoliopsida, Ericales, Ericaceae.